AUGAAGAAGAUGACUUUUACAGGAACGAGACCCAGCUCUAAUGAGGCCCAUCACAUCAUGGGCGAGGGCUCGGCCCGUUUUCACCCGAAACGAGGGAUGAAGUGUCGUGGACAGCGUCAACCUGAACGUGGUAUAAGAACCAAACGGAUGCAGUACACCGGGAUUCUUCAGUCCUCUUCUGACGAGAUCGACCGACGAAUCCAUGCACUUACAUGCGAAAUUAAAGUCUCCCCAACAAGGCUAUCUCAGGAGAUUCGUCGAAACCCACUUUCUCUUCGUGUCUGUACUUUUAUUUCGGGCGCUAUUUCUCAAGCCUUCAGUGGCACGUGCAAAGUCGCCUCAUGCGCAGAUCGUCUAGGCUCUGAUUCUCAUGCUUGCGGAUAUUAG
Protopolystoma xenopodis is the source of this 387-nucleotide messenger RNA. The record is from the annotation of a GenBank genome assembly. Lineage: Eukaryota; Metazoa; Platyhelminthes; Monogenea; Polystomatidea; Polystomatidae.